Capsella rubella is the source of this 1201-nucleotide messenger RNA. RefSeq names its product bidirectional sugar transporter SWEET12. The record is from RefSeq and is a predicted model, not a curated record. Gene Ontology annotation, cellular component: membrane. Gene Ontology annotation, molecular function: sugar transmembrane transporter activity. Gene Ontology annotation, biological process: carbohydrate transport. The coding region runs from base 113 to 976 and encodes 287 amino acids. The transcript has 6 exons. Lineage: Eukaryota; Viridiplantae; Streptophyta; Magnoliopsida; Brassicales; Brassicaceae.
AGGUCGUGCCAUUAGCUUUUGAUUCAAGAGAAAAACACUCACAAACCUCUUUAAUAUCUUUUCUUACUUCAAAGAAACCUUCUUCUUCUUCUUCUUCUUCUACUAUACAUUCAUGGCUCUAUUCGACACUCAUAACACAUGGGCCUUUGUUUUCGGCUUGCUCGGAAACCUGAUUUCUUUUGCUGUUUUCCUCUCUCCCGUGCCAACGUUCUACAGGAUUUGUAAGAAGAAAACCACAGAAGGAUUUCAAUCUAUUCCAUACGUGGUGGCGCUCUUCAGCGCGAUGCUUUGGCUCUACUACGCUACUCAGAAGAAAGAUGUCUUCCUUCUGGUAACCAUCAACAGCUUUGGUUGCUUCAUUGAAACCAUCUACAUCUCCAUCUUCCUUGCCUUCGCAACCAAGAACGCCCGAAUGCUCACGGUGAAGCUCUUGUUGCUAAUGAACGUUGGAGGAUUCUGUGCGAUUCUUCUUCUCUGCCAAUUCUUAGCUAAAGGAGCCACACGUGCCAAGAUCAUUGGAGGAAUCUGUGUUGGCUUCUCCGUUUGCGUUUUCGCUGCGCCGCUUAGCAUUAUCAGAACGGUGAUAAAGACGAAAAGCGUGGAGUACAUGCCGUUUAGCUUAUCAUUGACUCUUACCAUCAGUGCGGUCAUAUGGCUCCUUUACGGUCUUGCUCUUAAAGAUAUCUACGUUGCCUUCCCUAACGUGAUUGGGUUUGCUCUCGGUGCACUACAAAUGAUACUUUACGUGGUUUACAAAUACUGCAAAACGUCGUCGGAUUUGGUCGAGAAAGAACUCGAAAACGCAAAGUUGCCUGAAGUAAGCAUCGAUAUGCUGAAGCUAGGAGGCGCAGCAGAACCAGCAUGUGGGAUCACAGUCGUUCGAUCGGUGAACAUGUGUAACUGUAACGAUCGGAGGGUUGAGAUUGAGAAUGGUCAUGGACUAGUUAGAAACAGUGCAACAGCUGCUGCUACUUGAACUUGAAGGUUUAUGCUAUUUUGUUGACUUAUUUUGACUUUGUACUCUUCUUGAUAUAUCCACCAAUAACUGUCGUCCACGUGUACUUGUUUCGGUGUCGUAGUUUUUCUUAGUUUAUAUCAAAAGUGUGCGAAGUCGAGGAUUAAUUUACUUGGGGGAUUAAACAUUUUCCUGAGUUGAUUUUCUCUUCUUCUUUUUUAAUUAUGGGAUAAUGUAAUUAAAUUA